AUGUCAUCACAAGGCGUUACGUUCGGAGGAAAUGAAAACUUUUCUUUGGAUGAUGAUUUUGAUUAUGUUGACAGUAAUAGCAAUACCCCAACUCCAUUACGUCCAAAGAAUAAAUUACUAACAAAUAUUUCUUCUCCAAUGACUCCAAUUCAUACAAGAUCAGAUUCCCUUUCGCAAACAUUUAUUAUGAAUAUUAGUCCUUUACGUGAUAUCAAGGAAGAUAAAUUUCAUGAAGUUGAAACACAAUUACAAACUUGGAUCGAAAAUAGUUUAGGAAUUAAAUUUGCUAAAAAGGACAGUGGUUUGGAUGUAAAAUCAUCACCUUCAUUAUUACCGGAUAUUGCUUCCAAGAAGGAAAGCUCUCGUAAUUUCUAUUACAAUUUAGAAAAUGGACUUGUUUUAUGUAAAUUAUUGCAACACUAUUUCCCAACAUAUAUUGCCUAUGAAAAGGUCCAUCAAUUUGAUCAACAAUUAUUCUCACUCAGUAGUGAUAAGGCCUUCAAUAGUAAUUAUCUUUUUAAUGCCAAGAAUAAUAUGGCUUUGUUUUUGGCAGGAUUGAGAAAAGUUGAUGGAUUUCCAGUAGAUUUGCUUUUCACAUUUGAAGAUGUUUUCCUUCAAAAGAAUAAGAAAUUAAUUUUGUGUUCUCUUACACAACUCCACGAAAAGGCUCUUUUCAACAAACAACAAAUGAAAGAAAUGGAAAAACAAGUACAAGAAGAACAAAAAUUGCUUGAACAAUUCGAAGAAGAUCUUCGUAUAAUCCAAGAAGAAGCCACCUCUCCAAGUGGUGAUGGAAAACUGAAACUUACACCUGGAACCCCUGAAAUUGAAAUUUCACCAACUCUUACAACUUCAGUCUCUACUGAGGCCAGAAAACCAUCUCCAACUACAAGAGCCCUACCAUCAUUACCAAUAAGAAAGCCAACAACUACUGUUGUUUCUACACCAACUGAAAGUUCUGUUACAGACUUUUUAAAUCAAUUGGAUAAUACAACAGUCGAAGAUAACACUGAUAGUACUAUCAAAACCAUUAUUUCAGUAUUCACACUUCCAUUAGUAAUUGCAACUGUUAUCUUACUCAAAUUACUGAAGUUUUUUGGUAAAUCAAAAACCAACUAA
Molecule: messenger RNA, 1119 nt
Organism: Naegleria gruberi
Lineage: Eukaryota; Heterolobosea; Eutetramitea; Acrasida; Naegleriidae
Exons: 1
Coding region: 1-1119 (372 amino acids)
Molecular function (GO): protein binding
Source: RefSeq, a predicted model, not a curated record